Molecule: messenger RNA, 11363 nt
Organism: Pelobates cultripes (western spadefoot toad)
Lineage: Eukaryota; Metazoa; Chordata; Amphibia; Anura; Pelobatidae
Source: the annotation of a GenBank genome assembly
AGAACUUGGUGACUAUCCUGUGGAUGGUAUUUAAACAAUAACAGAACAUAAUGCCCGGAACAUCAUAUUAAAUAAUCAGAUUAUGGUGCAAGUAUGAUUGGACAGGAAGUUCUUUAACUCUACAGGGAAUUCAAACUCAAAAGGUGAACUCACUGACAUAUUAAGGAAAGCUUCAAUACAUCUGGAGAGAAUUAUAACUAUCAGGACAACAUAAUCACAUACCAAUCCAACUUUAAAAAGGGAGCAAAAUGUCUCAUAAUUCGGAGAAGUAAGCAUUAAAAGCUCAGCAGUAUCUGUCUCUUAGACUAGAUUGGUCUAAUAUUAAAAAAACGGAAUGUGCGCUUUUGCAGUACUGUUAUUUCCUUGACCAGGAUCCCAGGCAUAUUAUUAAGUGAGCACAUUUACAUUUCACCAGUAUGGAUUAAAGCUGACUCAUGGCUGUUGCAGCACAGUACAUGUUCUAACGUGAACUGCAAACAGGGAAAGUUUUUCUUUUUUCGCCUUUAAUUUUAACUGCUACGUAUGAAAUAUUUAAUUGAGCAAAUGGGCAAAGUGCAAUCUUCAUAAUCAGAACUGGACAACAGUCAUAAAAAAAAAUCUUAAUGAGCAAGUAAGUGCUAGAGGGCUGAAAUAUUUCAAAGUUCAGUAGUUGAGUCUUAAUGUGUAACUGCUGCAAAUCUGACACACCCCACCGUCCUCAGGAAGAUCAGCAGUGCCUGAAAGGCUCAGUGUUGAAAACAAACCCAAAUUGGUGACAUGCCAAGGAAACAGAAGUGAAACUACAGGAGAAAGUAACACAAGUUAGGUUAUGCGAUUGCAUCCUUCUGAACCAUGGAGAACUCAGUGUCAAUUACACCCUAUCAAGGUGAUGUGAGUAUGAAUGAGGGACGAACUUUGACUUUUACUAAAAAGACAUGUGAAUUUGAGGAACCAGCUCCAACUGGAAGUCAAGCAGAAGCACCACUUCAGAACAACUCACUGGAUAGCAGUAAUCAUACAGAGAGUAAUGGGGGUUACAGUGUACAAAGUGGGAAAUGUGACCCAGUCAUGCAAUCCCCUGGAGACGAGAGAAGUUCUGUCAAGGGCUUCAUCAGUGAUGCUGAAGAGAGAUCAUGCUCUGACCCAUUAAGUGAGCGAGGAAUGGUGAGAAGUCGGUGGGACAUGAACAAUGCUACAUCAGAAUCAGAAGAUGAUACAGAGGAAACCAGCAUAGGUGAUUAUAGUCAGCAGUCUGAAAUAGAGGCACAAAAGGACAGUGAUCAUGAAGAGACAAUAAGGACCCCUCUGCCCCAAGGAAAACCUGAUCUAGUGAUUGAAGUGACUGGUGGACAAAGGAUAAGUGCGCAUAAGGGAGUGCUCGCUGAAAAAAGUGACUAUUUCAGGGCACGAUCAUCAAGGGAUAUCUUAAAAAUAAAGGGCUUGAGUUACCAAACUCUUCAGCUGCUCGUUGAUUACAUUUAUAGCUCAGAGCUGGAAGUAAAACUGGACAAUGUAGUUGAGGUAAUCAGUGGUGCAAAGUUUCUACAAAUACCCUGUGCUGUGCAAUGUGCUAUGGACAGCAUGAAAGCACAAAUAUCACUUAAGAACUGUUAUCAGGUUCUCUAUAUUGCUAAGAAACAGAGACUGAAUGAACUAAAGGAGGCAACAUAUAAGUUCAUGAGUGACCAUUUCCUCCAGGUACUGAGGGACCCAACAGUCUAUGGGAAGCUCACAGGAGCAGAGAGGGAUCUGAUACUGCAACGCAGGAUGGAUGGAAAGCAGUACUUGGUGGUGGCAGAAAUCAAUGAUGCUUUUGAACGCAUGACUAGUAGUAGUAGACCUCAAAGUAGGGAGAGCAGUAGACCACAGAGCCCCUCCUCUGUUUUUUCCUUGGAGGAGGAUGCAACAAGUUAUGCGGUACAUUGCUACAAUGACUCUACUAGAUGCUGGAAGUCACUGACUAGAUUGCCAGAGGAAGCUAACACCAAGGGAUGUGGGGUUUGUGUGCUUUAUAACUACUUGUUUAUUGCUGGUGGCAUCAAAGGUAAUGGUGAUAAGGCCAGACUUUCUGACCAGGUAUUUUGUUACAACCCGUUAACUGACUCAUGGGAUAAAUUACGUCCUCUCUCACAACCUCGUUCCCAACUCAAGCUUCUGGCCCUUGAUGGUUACUUAUACGCUAUUGGUGGAGAGUGCCUCUUUACUGUAGAAAAGUAUGAUCCACGCAUGGAUCGCUGGAGCUCUGUGGCUCCAUUACCAAAGGGAGCAUUUGCUGUGGCACAUGAAGCCACUACAUGUAAUGGAGAGAUUUAUGUUUCUGGGGGGACUCUCUUCUACCGACUUCUUAAAUAUGAUCCAAAACGAGAUGAGUGGCAGGAAUGUCCUUACAACAAUAGCCGUCGACGCUCUGCUGGCAUGGUGUCCCACAGAAGCUGUCUCUAUAGGUUUGAUGUUAGCCGUGAACAUGGGCUUAGUGUCUUCACAUACAAUUCCAUGGCAAGGCACUGGAGUGAAGGUGUUAGCCUACUUCGCCCUGGCCCAGGACCACCACCACCCAGUAUCCCUUUCCGUUGCACUGUAAUGGGAAGCAGCAUCUACUGUGUAAACCGGGCCAGUGCCCUACGAGUACCACUCCCCCCUGAUGGAUCGGGAGGAGAAAUGACAAGUUGUGAACCAGAAGUCUUUGUCUCACCAGAAGAGGCGAAAGGGGUCCUUUUCCCAUUUGUACUCUCUUUACCUGAAAGCAGGCCAACUCAUUGAGAAGGUUAUACUAACAUGAAUGGUGUUCUCCAGGCGCAGACGACUGGCAUGUCUAAAUUUUCAUUACUCUUUUGCUGUCCCAUUCAGCUUUCAAAAGAACAGUAUCAUAAGACAUGCAUGCGUUCCACAUAACCUUAUAAUGAACAUGUGGUCAUACAUUUACAGGCACUUACAUUUUUACUGGAGAUACUUUAUUGUCAAAUAAUCACAGCACACAGUUUCCUAUCUGUAAACGUUUAACUGGCUAGUUCCUGCAUGAAGUAGCCAUUUCUAUAUGCUUAAGAUCCCCAUGUUUAGUAUUAAGUAAUGUGGUAAAAAUGCUGUCAUGCUAUCUUAUAUUUAAGAAGACGCUGCUUAAAAAUGUGCAUUCAAAUGAAAUAUUGCAUUAUGCCUCACAUUCUGUUAAAUAGUCAAUAAUAAUCCAUUGAUAAUCAGUGCAUCAGUAAGCAUGAUUUAAAGCUAACUUUUAUUUAAAGGUGAAACGCCACUUAAAUAAAAUCAUAUUUACUGUAAAUCAUUCCUUUAAGCUGUAGUGUGCGAAGUCACCUGAAAAAGGGACAUAGGCGGCAAUCAGAGUGUACCAUGGGGUCAGGUAAUUAUUUACUAAACAAUAGCACUUAUGCCACACGUGUGUCUAUGCUUGUCUCUUUUUUUUUAUCAUUAGCACUAGAUAUUUGCAUGUUUGUAUAACACUAUAACAUUACAAAUUGUUUAGGUGCACUGUUAUCACAUACAUGUAUAUGUGUGUAUGAAAGAUUAAUAUUGUAAAUUGUAUAUUUUAUGUAAUUAUCAUAACUAUAUUUGUCCUGGAUAGCUGCCAUCUCGUCAAGACCCUAGGCUGGAAAUUAAUUAGUGGCUAUUUUUCUUUUUGUCUGAUUAAAAGUCAAGUUAAGAAAUAUAUUACCAUGUGAAAAAAACAUACAAACAUUUCAACUGGUAAUAAAAUUACGUCAAAGGGUUUUAUUCACUAAAGUGUUAAUUGUUGAACUGAAUUGAACUGAAUACAAAGCUGUAAGUGAAUUGAACUGAAUACAAAGCUGUAAGUGGUAGGCCCUAAAGCCAUGUUUUGAUUAAGGAAAAAGUGGAAGAAAAAUCUAAUCACAGCUAUUUUGGCUCACAUUUUGCAAGUUAGAAUUCCUUUCACCCAAAAUGUUUGAUUAGUGAGUAUGCCCCAUGUAAAAUAAUUCUUAGUUCAUCCAAAACCUGGCUCACCUUUCCAUUAGAGUACAAAAAUGGCAGAGAAAAAAAAAAUCGAUAGUUUUACUGUGGGCAUUCAAUGUGGUCAUUUAGCUGGGCUAAGACCAUGUAGAAGCACCGUGCAGUAUUAACAGUAGAAUACUAGAUGUAUUCCAAGAAACAGAGAUAGCUUGUAUUGCUGCAAUUCUGGAGAUUUUUAAAGUGUUGGAAACGUUUUUAAAAUCCCUUUUUCAUAUAUCUGUAGAAUUAGCCCUUGUGUCCUUGUUAACUUUUCUACAUACUCUUUAGUACAUAAAUACGAGUUCUCAAAAUGGCAUUUGCAAAGAUUGGUUCAUGACAAAGGCAUAGGCUUCAGGAUUUUAUGAGGUCCUUAGCCCAAAGAAAAACGUUAUGCACCCUGAACACAACCCUUGGCACUCAUGCAAAAACAUGCAUAUACAGGCACAGUUAUGCAUAAAGUCAUAUCCGGAUAUUUUCUUUCUCAGACACAAAUGUAGAGACAGUAACAAACACAACUAACACAUAUACACACUCAUGCAGGCAGGUACACUCACACACACCCAUGAUUCGCAAACUAUACAAACACUAACAAACAUUACACAUGUGCAAAGACAGAUGUAAACACACACAUAAAAAGAGUCAUAGCCACAGAGAUAUGUACUGAAAUUCUUCUGAACACUAAUGAGCAGAGACUUUCAUUCAAACCCACUUGUGCACAGAUACAUAUAGCUCAUGCACAGUGACAGACUAAUAGACACAAUCAGGUACAGUGGCACACAAACUUUUUUUACAGAGACAGACACACUUGGGCACAUGUACAGAGGCACAAAUACAGACAUGUUUAUGAAAAGCCAGAGGCACACUCAUGCACAAACAGAGUCAUACAAACACGCACUGUCAAAUUCAGACAUACACAAUUGUAUACUCUCAUGUACAGAAAAUUAGAAAUAUUCACACACCUGUAUAGGUGGAGGAACACAUCUAGAAAAAAAUAAGUAUACUCAUGCAGAAGCAAAAACAGACACACUAACAAAAUAUUUGGGUGGAGAAAACUACACUUAUGUGCAGACAAAUUUACACAAUGCUGUACACUUGCAGAGGUACACAACUUUAUACACAAAGACAUGCUUACAAAUAAAUGCAUAUACAGACAUACUUAUGCAUAGACAAGCUUGCAGACAGCCUUUUGUUUACAGUAACACUUAUUCACAAACAUUCGUAGUCAUGCACAAACAACUGGCUACAGCAGUGGCUAGAAGGAUUCUCUUGUUAUGAAGAAAAUAAGUAAUGACAGCCCAUACAAGCCCAGGCCAGGUUUAAGUAGAUUAUGGGGUGAGAGGCGGUGAGUCAACCCUUGAUUGUGAAUGAUUGCUGUUUAGGAAAGAAGGGAGAAUAGUUAGAACAAUAGCAAACCACUGAGACAGGACUUGACUGGGAAUACCAAACAGCCUUUUGGGAAUAAUUUAAUAUGAACCAUGUCUUGCAACCUGAUAUGUAACUUAAUUUUACCUCUCACCUCCUAUUAUCACUUUAACAAUUCUCAGUCACAAUUUCCCCAUCCCACAUCACUGUCCCAAUUUCACCUACUUGCCACCUAAUUUUAACUACUUAUUCCCCCAUCCCCAUUUAUUACUCCCAUUAUCUUAUUACAUCUUCUUCCUUUAUCAUCAUUUAAUCCAUCCAUUUUAUCCAUAUUUAAUGUAUCCAAUCUCUAUUUAAUCUAAUCUAAUCCUUACCCACAUUACACCUUUGCAGUCCUCCAUACUCAUUUUACUUCCCCAAUUCACAGUUGACCCCCCUAUUCACUCUCUUUGUAUCCACCUACUGUCACUCUUAGUCUUGAUCCAAUUUUACUACACUACCAUUGUGGUAUUUCUCAUGUGCCUUCCCCUCCUGGUGUGCCUUUGCCCAUUGUGUCUUUGUCCAUGCUACAGUAUCACAAGCAGAUAUAAAAAUAAAUUUAAAAAACAUUUCCUUUAAAGUUAAGGCACCAGGAACCCAGACAAUGCCCUACGUUACCACAAAUAGGGAUUAAUUCCCGUGAAGAUUAACCCACUUAUUUGGGAAAGAUAUUUUUUUACACUAGUAAGAGAAUUGGAGCACGGUGGGAACUGCUGUCCACAGAACUCAUUGCACUCGUUGGUAGUUUUGUCUUCUGUCCUCUCGAUAAUGUUUUUUUUUAAUUUGAUUUACAACCAGCAGAUAUGUAUUGCACAAACAAUGGAAACAUUUCUCUAGUUAGAAAUAUGCUUGCAGUAACAUUACUGUACUUAAACACAGUAACAUUUAACACAGUGGUUAAACAGUGAUAAACAGCAAAUGGCAAAACACCCAAACGCUAUGGAUUUCUUCACUAAACAAUGCAUUAUUGUGAAAUGUCAUUACAGGCAUGUUGCAAAAUUUAGGCCACAAAAAACUUGGUUCUGUCACCUGUAUAGCUUAUUUCAAAACCAUUAGGCAAAUUAUUAGUGGUGCUUGUUGUUUCUCCAGUAGAAUAGUGCUUUUUCGGAUAUAUGUGUUUUAAGUGUUCGGAGCUAUUUUAUCUCAGAAGAGCUGCCUUGUUUUGCAAUUGAGAAAAAAACUCUACGUCACACUAAGUCCUCCUCAUAGCUCAAUAGAAAGCCAUCAGCUCCCACCAUAGGGCAGGGACAUUAUAAUUUAGAAAAAAAAUAUUCCAAAUUGACAAUCAGAUAAAAUAUAAUAUGCCUCCAGGUAGUUCAAUUUAUUUCUGGCUAAUAAGCAGAUAACAAGCAGACAAUAAUAAUAACAUGAAUUCAUUUACUUAUAUGUUUCAUGGGAUUGGCUUUUAGUGGGUGAGCUUGGUAGCAUAGCUGUAUUUAUUUGUAUAUGUAGUUCAUGCAGGCUCUGUCAAUCAUAGCCAGGGGAGGUGUAGCUAGGGCUGCAUAAACAGAAACAAAGUGAUUUAACUCCUAAAUGACAGUGAAUUGAGCAGUGAAAUUGCAGGGGAAUGAUCUAUACACUAAAACUGCUUUAUUUAGCUAAAGUAAUUUAGGUGACUAUAGUGUUCCUUUAAUGAUAAGCUUUCGGGAGAACAUCCCUUUCUCAAGUCUAAAGUAUUUCUGAGCAAGACGAUACAUAGAAUUCUAAGUUGAGUUGUGAUACAGAGGUAAAGUGACAUGUGCAGAAAAGACACAGGUUUCAUAGAAAAUAGACACCAUUCUUGCAGAAGGUUGUAAAUAUCUUGUGUGAAGAUUACAGAGUGAGGGGGAGAGAGAAAGAAAAAAAAGAAAAUAGUGGUAGUGGGACAGGAAACCCAAAUCAAUAGUUAGUCCUUUAUUCUUGCUGUUAAACAAAUGGAUCAUUCAAGGACCUUAAAAUCUAAGUACUGAAAGGGGUUUUUAAAAAUACCCAAGAAAGAAAAACUUUUGAAACCAGAAUGAUCCAAUUGUUUAACAGCAAGAAUAGAGGACUAAAUAUUGAUUUGGGUUUGCUGUCUCACUAUCAACACUUUACAUGAACACCCCCCCCUCCCAUCAUUAUCUUACUGUUCUGUCAUAUGUAUCAACAUUUUAAAAUGCAUUCCAAUUAUAUGUUUAUGCUCUCAAUACACAAAGUACUAUGUAUAGACCUAUGCUUUACCCUUAUGCACGUAUAUUUAUAUAUAUGACUGUGCAUUUAUAUUUGUGUAUAUGAGUUCAUGUGCAUGCAUGUAUAUGUGUUUGUGUGUGUGUGUGUGUGUGUAUGUAUGUGUAUGUAUAUGUGUUCAUGCAUGUAUCUGAAUGCGUAUACAUAUUUUUAUUUGUGUGUGUGUAUGUAUAAAGUGUGGACAUAUAUGCAUACAAGUGUGUAUAUGUGAAUAGGUGUAUGUGUACAUGUACAUAUAUAUGGGUCUAUGUAUGUGUAGGCAUAUUUGUACAUGUGUAGGUACAUGUAUUGGUGCUUGUGUGUGGAUGCAUGUAUAGGUGUGCAUGCACAUAUAUUUGUGCAAUCGGUUGUAUUUAUAUGUAUAUUUUUGCAUGUACUUAUGUAUAUUGUGUAUGUGCUUGUGUAUACUUGUACAUAUACACUACUAAUGUAUACGUAUAUGUACAUGUGUGAGUGUGUGUGUGUCUGUGUAUGCUGGAUAUAGGCCUUUGUGCAUAUCCUGUAACUCUUGGAUGGGAAUUCAUGCAUUCUUAAUAUAAGUAAUUAUUUUGUUUUCACUCUCCCCUUCAAGCACCAUCUUCUGCACUGUUUGCUUGUUUUUCCUCUCUCUCUCUCCCCUCACUCUGUGAUCUUCACACAAGAUAUUUAUGACCCUCUGCAAGAAUGUUAUCUAUUUUCUAUCAAACUUGUGUCUUAUCUGCACUCAUGUCGCUUUAACCCCUGUAUCAUAACUCAACUUUGAAUUCUAUGCGUCAUUUUGCUCAGAAAUGCUUUAGACUUGAGAAAGGGAGGUUCUCCCAAAAACUUGUCAUUAAAACAUUUUGUUAGUCCAAUAAAAAAAGGUAUUACAAGAUAGAAAUUCUGUUGUGUUUUUUUUGCAUUUGUAUAUGUAGUGUAGAUAAUACAUGUGAAUGUACAUUAUUGGCACUCCAGAUAAUGAGACAGGCUUUGGUAGACAACUUAUAGACAAUGCACAAAGUCUAUUCAUAACCAGGUCUGUAUCAUUACCACAGAGUACAUUUGGCUUGUCACGUUCAGGAGAUGCACUUAUUAACUCUAGACUCAUAAAGGAUUCUAAAUAAAGAAGCAAUGCAGGGGGUGUUAAUUGUUAGCUUUUUUCUUCUUGUUUGCAGAAGCUUAAUUUAGAUAUGUGUUGCUGUAUGAGUUCAGGUUUCUUCUUUGUUAGAUAAUUCACCCUCUCUUAUUCCGACAUUGUUAGAUAUGGGUUUUGAUUGGCCACCAAAAGAGUCAGACAGAAAUACUUUACAUUAAUUAGAGGGGGUAAGAUUUAUAUUGGUGGGUUCUUUCUAAAUUGUUUUCUGUGAUGUAAUUUAUUGUUGACAUGAGCCAAUGAGCAAAUAGUUUUUAGUCUUCAUGUGGGUGCCAAUUUAUUUCAAUAUUUGUGAAUCAGUGAACACAGAUAGGUUAUUAUACAAAAUGCAUUACUUUUAAACCACAUGGUUAUUUAAUGUGGCAAGUAAAUGGUCAAAAUAGUAUACAGUACUUUUUAUGGCAACUGAUACUUCAUAAAUCACUGGGUGUCCCCACGCCCCCCUAAAAAAAAAAGAAAGUCUACCACCUUGCUGGUUGUGUGAAGAUGUGACCAAUUAUGUUACGGAGUAUUUCACAUUAAGGAAUCCUCCCUCCCCACCCCCCCAAAAAAAAAGAUUGCACAGGAAAUUGUGGAUUUAUUUGUUAAUCAAGUAUUGACAGUAGUUGUACCAGUUGUGGUUCAUUGUAAAAUAUUUAAUGGACACACGUUUUUAAGUUAAAGACUGAAAAGAGAUGUAUCAGAUAUGUACCUGUUUCCACAUGGUCCACUAGCAACUAAUACAAAAACGUGGCUUACCAACUAACUUUUCCAUAAAGGUUGCCCACUACAUGGACUGAAUUACUGACAUUCAAGAUUCUGGUGGACAAAAAGCAACAGAUAAAAAAAAAGAGUAACUAUAGCAGGUUUGAAUACUGUAAACCCAAGAUAUAUGUUACCAACCUUCCAGAUUCUGCAAUUGUUGAAUGACCCUUCAGUUGCAUGGUCAUUUGUUCUGUGUAGACUGAAGAUAUGCUUAACUUUAUUAAAUGAAUAGGUAGCCUUAAUUUGAAAGCUAUGUGACAUUUAUUCCCUUACCAUAGAUAAACAUGCAGUAUCUCUGGUCACAGAAUCCAGAUUCCAGACCCACCUGUUUUAAUCUCCCUUUAUUGUACAGUGUUUCCCAUGAGAUAGUUCAUAUUUGCAUGGACUCUAUAAUAGAUCCGUUAAACCUGUUAAACUGUUUUAUCACUAGAUUAUACUUACAAGCCAGAUAAACCAUCAGUGGAAAUUCUCAAUAAAAUCUGGCCAGUUUUCGAUAGGAAUACAGAAAUUGGAUGGGAUCCUAAGAUGUAUGUCCAUUUCCGUUGCCAAAAUAAAACUCUCAACAACAUCAUUUGGCAUUAGACAGUGAAUUGUGGCCAACAGAAAACUGAGUUUGAAAAUUUGGGUUACAUUGGAAAUUUUUUCCUAAUUAGCUGAUUUUUAGCUUUUGACCCUAUGUGUCUAUCUGUGCAUCUGUCUCUGACUACUUGUUUGUCUAUGACCUUUGUUAAUGCCUACCUGACGCUAUGCUUUUGGAUUGUCUUUCCUGAGACUUUUAGUUAUUUUUGCACUGAAAACCUAAUAUAAACAUUUUACCAAGGAUACAACAUCAUCACAUUGUAUUUACACAGUUGUUACUCCCUAAUGUUCUUUAAAUAUCACUAAUGGGGCACUGUUAUGUGUGACAGUUUUUAUGUUUUGUGGCGGAUCCAAAUUGGAGGGAUUGCAAGUAACAAAAUACAAUGCAUCACACAUGGCUAUCCUUUUAUUUUCAAACAGAUUUUUUUUAGUGUGCUAUCAUUUUUGUAUAUAUUACACUUUGUGGAAAUGCGCAAAUCACAGUGUGCACGACAAUGUGUAAUUAUCUCAUUUCAAGCCGUUGUUUACAUAAAUGGACAUUAAUGUGUUAGACAAAAUCUGAAUUUUUACAUAAUGCAACUGCACAUUUUUUUAAAUUAAGGUAAAGACUAAUUCAGUCAAGAAAACUGGAAAUGUAUUUGAUAUGAAAAGUGAGAUACGUUUUAAAUUAUUCUAAAUUAGAACUUUCCUAAAAAAAGCUUCCUUUUACUGUAGCUAGCUUCAAUGUUUAGAUUAUAGAUUUUUUUCUUAAAAGCAAUUUGUGAAUCUGUCAAAUUCUAUGCAUUUAUAAUACAUGUGCAUUAUAUUAGCAUACUCAAUUCACUCUUUUAUUACUUGCUUUUGCACUUAACUCUUUUGCCUCUAGAGUUUCUAUGUGCUAUAAAAUAAUAAAAAUUCAACCUUAGGGUUUAAAAAAUAUUGCUGAAUAUUUGUAUUUCAUUUUUAUUAGCAGCCAAGCUAUAUUUUGUCAUUAAGGAAGCUGCAUUUUUGCACAUUGAAUAGUCUACUUUUCUGAGAAUUAACCAAUCUUCGAGUGUUCCUUUAUUGAGAGUAUUUCUUUACUUAAAGAAUCUUGUAUACUUAUUCCUUUUUGCAUUGUUCUUAUUAAAGUAUUGAGUAUCUGCAAACUGUUUUGAAUAUGGACUUUACAGCUCUCGCACAUUCUUAUUUCAAAAGCUUUUUUUCCCUCUUUAUUGAAAUUUCGUGCAUUCCAAUAAAUAUUAUGACAAACUAAAGAUGACCUUGUACUAUUAAAGCAGUGUUCUAAAGACGUUCUCACUUGUGUUGUUUUAUUGUCUAAUAUUGAAUUUGGCAGAUGUGUUUUAUACUUUGGUGAUAGAAAAAAAACCUUUGUUUUUAAACAAUAUUUCCAUUUGUAAUAUAGGAG